AGUACACUCUGAUCCCGGAGCACACGGGCGCUUGGACCGGCUCCGCACGGUGACAUCAGUCUCUUCAGGGAGAGGGAGCGAGAGCGAGAUGCCUCCCGCUCCCGGCGUGGCAGACCAGGCGCCGCGGCGGAGCCCUCACCGGGGAAACGGCGCCGUCAUCAUGCCGCAGAGCCCGCUGCGCAUCAGGCAGGACGGCAAGUUCUACGAGCGGCUGCUCACCAAGGAGAGCUCCGCGGCCAACCUGUCGUUCCGCUACUACUGGGCGGAGCCGGGGGCGGUGCCGUUCGUGUGGGAGUCGCAGCCGGGCACGCCCAAGGACGUCGCGCGGAUGGCCGCCGCCGGCGCGCUCCCGGCCAUCACGCCGCCGCCGUCCUACCCACUCCGCCACGGCAACGGUGGCGGCGGCGGCAGGCAGGCGGCGCGCCAUGAUCAGAACCAGAAGAGCGGCAGGCAGAAGCAGCGGUGCAGGCUCAGGCGGAUCAGGGUCGGCUUCAUCGCGGGCAUCUUCCGGAGGCUCCGCCUCGGCAAGCCGUGGCUGCGGUCGGCGCCGCCGGUCAAGGUGUCCUCCUCCUCCAGCCGCUGGCUGUUCUCAUCCGUGGCCACGGAGACUGCAGGCGAGCACACCCUCCCCCACCAGGACGAGAUCGCCGCCGUCGCCAGGAAGCAGCAGCACAAGGCCGCGCCGUGCAGCUUCCCGGCCCCGUGGCUGCUGCGCUUCCGCGGCAGCUCCGGGAGCCGGGGCGGCGGCGGCGGCACCCACGGCUGGGCGUAGCCGUAGAACGGUCGCCCGCAGGGGUGGUGACGCCAGGAAAGGAAGGGUGGAAAAAUCAAUCGCAAGUCAGAAAAGUGGUUUGUUUUGGCUACGAAAGACGUUGACGGUUGUGGUCGUGCAUGCGCAGACUUUGUUUAGAGUAUCUCCAUCAAGUACAAGGCCAAAGCCAAACGCUUGGCGUUGCCUAGCGAGUUCUGCAUGAAAUUUUUAUUCCUUUGUGUUCAUCGUGCCUACAGAUGUUUGAAGUUCACGAGCUUGGAAUGUCUCGUCAGCGUCGUCUAGCGAGCGUUUCAUGUUCAGACAGUAUAUACCUCCACUUUUUGUUGUACAUGUACUGAACUAUUCAGAUGGAAUCGAUCCUGCGUUUGCUCUGCUA
Messenger RNA from Panicum virgatum (switchgrass), 1148 nucleotides. RefSeq lists its product as uncharacterized. The coding region runs from base 89 to 772 and encodes 227 amino acids. The record is from RefSeq and is a predicted model, not a curated record. The transcript has a single exon. Lineage: Eukaryota; Viridiplantae; Streptophyta; Magnoliopsida; Poales; Poaceae.